GCUGCUUUGUGAGGGGCCCCCUUCCUCUCGAAAUUUCAGCACAUCAAGAAAGCCCUUACCCAUGCAGGCCUUGAGCAUGGGCUCUGAUGUUAGCCCCUGUAUCCUCCACCCCCGCUCCCUGUUUCCCAGGGUGGCAGACUCACCAAGGCCAGGGCUGCCUACCCAUACCUACAGGGCUAAGUACAGCCCAGCCAGGUGCCUGCUGCUGGCCUGGAGCAUUCCAACCUGGACAGGCCACCAUGGUGGGCACUAAACUCCUGCUCCUGGCCCUCCUCCCUGGGACUGCCACUGUGCUCAAUGAACCACUUGCACCCCCAUUCCCUGGGGCGCCUGGCCCCUGGCUGCGCAGACCCCUUUUCAGUCUGGAUUUUUCAGACACAGAAGAUUCAUUCCCUUACCGCACUGGGCCACUGGAGGUUCCGGCCGACAGCCAUGUGUUUGUGCAGGUGCGGGCGCCUGAAACACCAAGGGUGGGUGGGAAUAAAUGGGGACCGGUCGACCUUGAUGGCGCCUUGGUUCCUCAGGCAGCCUUGGCCUGUCCUUCACCGAGAUGGGACCUGGCCCUGCAUCGCUGCUCAGUAACACCUUCCUCACGCCCGGCCCUGGGGCCUGCUCUGGUGCUUCUACGUGGGGGCUGCCCUGCUGACGCCUCUGCCAACUUCUCACCACCUCCACAUCCGGAUGCUGCUCGCCCCACACGCUUCAGCCCCUUCCGCUUGCGCCCGGUAUUCAACGCCUCAGUGCAGUUCCUGCACUGCCAGAUAAGCCGCUGCCGUCGCAGCCACCGCCACUGAGCUCUCCACCAGACACCGACGCCUCUUACCCCACCAUCGCUGUCGCAGCGUCUGCCUCAAGAUGAGGCAUGCGCGGGCAGAGGUGAGAGCCUUGGUACCGACAGCCCCCACCUGCACACUCUGACGCAGCCCAUCGUGGUCACAGUACCUCGUCCACCCCCUAGGCCGUCUAAGAGCCUUUCCGGCAGGGCCGUGCGUCCAGAGCCGCCCGCUCCAGCCGCUGCAGCCCUGGAGCCCGCACCAGUGGUGGCCUUGGUGUUGGCCGCAUUCGUGCUGGGUGCUGCGCUGGCCGCUGGGCUCGGUCUCGUCUGCGCACACUCAGGUACCGACUUCUGUCCCGCCAGAACUCAAUACCUAUUUCCACAGGUCCAGAAAGCCUAUCCUCCAUACCUCCCCCACGUCAGCCCCCCUCCCUCUAUGUGCCCCAUCAUGCUGAACUUUCUUGGAUCUGGCCCUCUGCAGCAGCUCCCACCAGAGGUCGCGCUUACCCUGGCGCAGUGCACAGGCAACCCUUAUUCUAGGCAGCUGCUUCUUUCAGCACCUCCAGCCCCCGGCCAGCCUCCUAGAGCUUCACCCGGCGGCCCCCAGAUCCAGAGGCCCUAGUAGGCAGGUAAGUACAAGGUGCGAAGGAGGUGGUGGUAAGGAUCCUUCAUAGAGUUUACCCAUUGGGCUCCAAGUAGCUUGUAUGUUUAUUAAUUUUUUGAACAACCUUCAGGCGGCUACUUUUAUAAUGUCCAUUAGAGAUUUAAAAAAAUGAGGCACUUUUAUGAGGUUAAGUGACUUGUCAAAGGUAAAGCUGGAAAUGGAAUUUGGGGGAUGGGGUCACCAGCAGUGAAGAAAUGGGGUUCUUAAGAUUUGAACAGGCACCAGGUAAAUGUUAGGGAUUUAGACAUAGUUCCUAGUCUCACACAGGUGCAUAGAUUGAUGGAGGAAGCCAAUGCCUGCUGGGAAAAUGUGACCUGGUGAGUCUCUGCCACAUCCUCUCUAGAGAUGGCACAAUUCAGUGAGGUCCUGUGAUGCAUCCAGCCAUGGAUUCAGAACCCUCUGGAAGGACUCAUGCACAUCUCUCCUCCCUCUCACCUUAUCCGUACUCACCUGGUUCAAAAUAAAUUUCUUACCUGCCUGCUA
Molecule: messenger RNA, 1922 nt
Organism: Peromyscus californicus insignis
Lineage: Eukaryota; Metazoa; Chordata; Mammalia; Rodentia; Cricetidae
Gene: Tgfbr3l
Product: transforming growth factor beta receptor 3 like
Source: RefSeq, a predicted model, not a curated record